Molecule: messenger RNA, 1377 nt
Organism: Ambispora gerdemannii
Lineage: Eukaryota; Fungi; Glomeromycota; Glomeromycetes; Archaeosporales; Ambisporaceae
Source: the annotation of a GenBank genome assembly
AUGCCUGCAACGAAACUUUCAGUAAUUACUGGACCGCGCAUUCUAACUUUUCUUUCUACCGAAGCCUCGCCGGGAACACUUGAAAUAGACCAAUCCGGAAAAAUAACAGCAAUUCACGCUAGAGAAAGUGUACAUGCGUCCGAUUAUCCAUCGCUUGCCCCUGAAAAAUUCUUAAAAGUCGGUAGCGAACAAGUGGUGCAAUGUGGCUUAGUGGACACUCACGUUCAUCUGAAUGAACCAGGAAGGACGGCAUGGGAGGGCUUUGAGAGUGGGACGAAGGCAGCUUGUGCUGGUGGUGUGACCACCGUUAUAGAUAUGCCAUUGAAUUCUAUACCACCCACCACGACCGUUCCAAAUUUACACGCGAAAAUAGAAGCAGCUCGUGACAAGUGUCGGGUUGAUGUUGGUUUCUUUGGAGGAGACGAAUUAGUGCCAUUGAUCAAAGCAGGUGUUAAAGGGUUCAAAUGUUUUAUGAUUGAGAGUGGAGUUGAGGAAUUUCCUGCGUGUCUUACAGAGGAGGAUUUGCGUAAGGCUUUUGAGAAGCUUAAAGGCCAUGAUUCGUUAUUUAUGUUUCAUGCAGAAAAAAAAGAGAAUGAUGAAAGUAAUAAUUCUGUUAUAGAAGAUGAUAAAGAUUACAUGCAAUUUCUAUCUUCACGACCUCAAUCACUCGAGUCCAACGCCAUAAAGCUAAUCUCGCGACUAACAUCCGAAUACCAAACCGUCCGUACACAUAUUGUACACUUGUCGGCUGCAGACGCGUUACCAACUAUACGCGAGGCAAAAAGAUCCGGUGCCCCAUUGACUGUGGAAACGUGUUUUCAUUAUUUGUGUUUGACGGCUGAGCAGGUUCCUAUUGGUGCUACUCAGUUCAAGUGUUGUCCUCCGAUAAGAAAAAAUGCGAAUAGAGAGUUGCUUUGGGCGGCUAUAAGAGAUGGUACCAUAGGUUCUGUGGUAUCGGAUCAUUCCCCAUGUACCGUUGAUUUAAAAUUAAUUGAAAAAGGCGAUUUUACGAACGCGUGGGGUGGCAUUUCCGCGUUACAGUUUGGGUUACCCAUAUUAUGGACUGAAGCUCGAAAACGAGGGUUCAACAUAAAUGACCUUCACAAAUGGCUAUCACGAAAUCCAGCCAAACAAGUAAAACUAGAUGGCAGAAAAGGCGAAAUAAAAGUCGGAUUUGACGCUGAUAUUGUCAUUUGGAGUCCAGAAGAAACAUUCACUAUCGCCAAGGAAAACAUCCAAUUUAAGAAUAAAACCACACCCUAUGAAGGUCAAAAACUCUACGGGGUAGUAAAGAAAACUAUUUUAAGAGGUCAAGUUGUAUUUGACUCCGAAAAAGGUGGAAUCGUUGGAAGUCCCGCGGGCAAAUUGUUAAUUUAA